AUGGCCGACGUAACGAACAACACGAAUAGAUAUGGCCUCAAGCUGCUAGAGAUCAAUGGAAUCACUGCCUUGGGCUCUAUCUUCCCUGUGGCUUUCUGUUUAAUCCCUUCCGAAGACACGAACGCAUUUACCUGGUGUUUUAUACAGCUUCGCGAGUGGUUACAGUCAAAGGCAAGGCUAAGAGGCGAGGCUGACGGCAAUGCCUUUAUCCCACACGUUAUCAUCACGGACUAUGACGCUGCUGCGCGCGCUGCAUUGUCGGCUACCUUCCCGGACUCGCAGCUACAGGUCUGUACGUGGCAUAUCAUGAAGAACAUCACUACAAACGCGAAGAAGCGCUGGCUUGGCGACUAUGACGAUGAUGACCCAUUUGACCCGCCGCAAGAGCCCCAAGACGAUGAAGACCCGGGCGCUCUGCAGCUACCGGAGCCACUGCCGGAAAAAGAGGCCCCUGUGCCUUCACAACAGCCUUCCGGUCCGUAG
Hirsutella rhossiliensis is the source of this 483-nucleotide messenger RNA. Its product is annotated as MULE transposase domain-containing protein. The record is from RefSeq and is a predicted model, not a curated record. NCBI's taxonomy places the organism in Eukaryota, Fungi, Ascomycota, Sordariomycetes, Hypocreales, Ophiocordycipitaceae. The transcript has a single exon. The coding region runs from base 1 to 483 and encodes 160 amino acids.